UGUUUCCUCUUGCUUCAGUUCAGUUCAGCUAUAGCCUACGUUGCUGGUGAACACUGAGCAGAUUCUUCAUGUCGUUUUCUUGUGCAGCUGCUCACCUAAAACAGAUACAGUACAUUUGAAGUAAUGUGUAAACACAAAUGAAGCCCUGUAAUAUUGUUUUUGUUUACAAUAAUUGGUAAUAAGUUUGACCGAUAUAAUGGUUCUUACCAUAAACCCUCUGCCUGUUAACUUUUUUCCGAGCCUGUCUAGAUCUUCAAUAGAUUUUGGAUAAAAGACACCAUCCUCUUCUAUGCUCUCCACCUGCAUUUGGGGUAACAAGAGACGGGACCAAUUACGUCAGGUGGAUCAACACUCCAACCGUCUGCAUGAGGAUGGUGAUGGAUGAUGGAUGAUGAUGAUGCAUGGUCUUGAUGAUGGAUGCCCACUGAAGAUGGGAAUAGGGGAUCAGGUGGAUUAAAACUCCAUCCAUCUGCAUGAUGAUCUGCCUUAGAGACACUCACCGGAGCUGGAAAUUGGAAUAAGCUGGUAAUGGUAGCAAACACACAUUGCGGAGAUGUCUGUACGAGUUUAACUGUGUCGUGAGAACUGGGCCAAAGACUUUGGAGCAGAUUCUCCAUAUUGUUUUUUUCAUUGUGUGCCCUCCACGAACAGAUAAUUUGUUUACCUUAAUACAUUAAAGAUAAUUGUUCCUCCAGCCUGUCCAGUUCUCCCAUGGAUGUGAGAGGAAAGACAUUUUCUUCACUUUCCAUGGACAUGGGUGCUAUGAGCUGUCUAUUUCCUGCAAGGGACUGGACUACUGAAGUCUGAUGGAUGUUCACCCCAAACAUCAUCCCUCUGGUAGAAGCUCACUGGGACAGCUGGAGCUGGAAGGGGUUGAGUUGGCACAGAGCUGGUGGUGCCUUUGGUGGAGCUGCUGGUGCCUUUGGUGGAGCUGCUGGUGCCUUCGGGGGAGCUGCUGGUGCCUUCGGGGGAGCUGCUGGUGCCUUCGGGGGAGCUGCUGGUGCCUUCGGGGGAGCUGCUGGUGCCUUCGGGGGAGCUGCUGGUGCCUUCGGGGGAGCUGCUGGUGCCUUCGGGGGAGCUGCUGGUGCCUUCGGGGGAGCUGCUGGAGCCUUCGGGGGAGCUGCUGGAGCCUUCGGGGGAGCUACUGGAGCUUUCGGAGCUGGUGGUGCCUUUAAUGGAGCUGCUGGUGCCUUUGGUGGAGCUGCUGGAGCCUUCGGUGGAGCUGCUGGAGCCUUCAGUGGAGCCUUCGGCAGAGCCUUCAGUGGAGCCUUCGGUGGAGCUGCUGGAGCCUUCAGUGGAGCUGGUGGAGCCGUCGGAGCUGGUGGAACCUUCAAACUCUGCGCAGGCUGUGGUGUCUCCAUCGUCCUUACACUCCUCAGCAGCCGGUCCAAAUCUUUGUAUGGAGGCCACCAUGCAUGUCCAUCAGAGAUCCAUGGUUGUGCUAUAGGACCGGUUGUUCCCUCUUCUAUAAACUCAACUAUCAGAAUUCUGUUGAUGUUGUUGAAAUGGUGUCAACAAGAUGAAUGCCAAGUGCUGAGGAUGGCAGGGGAUAUUCAAAAAAAUUUUUGUGGCUGUUAAAGAAAACCUCCUGACAAUCUGACUAAGGGGGCAUGUAGGCUUUCGCAAAAGUCUCUUCAGUUUAUUGAGCCCGACAGCCUACAAGUUAGAGGACCCAGCCGUAGCCACAAGAGGAGAAGCCGCCGCAUGACUCCAAGGCACACAAGGUGCAUAUAAUCAAGGGGGAAUCCAUAGACCAUGUCCAGUGAAGUUUUUUCUAGAGGUAAACACCAUCCUGAAUGCACCUUUCACACCCAUGGUAGCCUGUGUGACCUUUUACGCUCUUCAGAAAAGCACGUGCAGAUGAAAUCUCCAAGAUAUUCCUCCAGUGAGUUGGGUUUACUGGCUCCACAAAAUAAACCUACUGUCACAGGUUCAAAUGUUGCUGACGGAGUAUGCCAAGUAAAGAAUUUAAUGCAACAUGUGGAAUUUUAUGAUUUGUUGCCCAAGUUGCCAAGUCAUCCUGUAAAGAAUUGCACAUUUCAGACUCUGUGUCAGAGUCUGUGUCAGACUCACUGUCAUUUAAAGAACUUGCGGUAUUGACACAUUCUGGCUCAUCAAUAUAAGACAGACAAUCCAUAAAUUCAUCAUCUUCAACUGUGUUAGUGUCACUGUGCAUGCCACCAAACUCAUCCUCCCAUGAUGAUGACGAUUCGUGCAGUGACUGCAGUUGCUUGUCCACCUCAGCUUUAGCUUUUCUUCGCAUUGUCCAGUAAGACAUUUUUUUGCAAGCCAUGCUUGUAAAAGAUAAAGAAAAAUACAAAAGUUGAACUGACCUAUUCUGUGUAAUGUGGUGGUUCUCAAUUCCAGUUUUGCAAGAAUUCCGCAUUUCACAUUUUGGAUAUUUCAUUUAGUAACUUAGGGUGUUUAGUAAUUCAGAGUAACCCCUUAGAGUAAAUAAUAAGGCACUUUGAACUGAACAGGGCAUAAUAGAUGAGAGAGACAUUUAGAAUGUAGUGCUGCGUGUUCCCAAGACCAGACUUAAGAACCACAGGCUGUAUGCAGUGAACUGUUAAGUGUACAUACCUUUUGUUUUCGACAGUUUGAACUUCGGUCACUGUUGUAGAAUAUAAUGUACUUUCUAUAACUGGGAAGACAACAUAACAUUGACACACAAAAAUCAUUGUAAUUACUUUGUUGUGGCUCAUUAGUAUUCAAAAGGCUAAUGGAAUCUUUGUGGUCUUUUUAGAUAAUGUGGAUUUUAAUUUAACCAUUCUUCCUAGUUACAUUGACUACAGAAUAAUUGUUUAAACUCUUCCUGAAGGGCAGCAACCCUUCCAAGUUUAAAGGGCUGUUUACACUUUAAAGGUCACUAGAAUGUUAACUGUAACAAUAACCAUAUUAGUGUCAUGUUGUUCUAACUGUUUAUGAAUUUCUUUCCUUUGUUGAAUAGAAAAGAAGAUAUUUUGAUAAAUGAUUGUAAGCACAAAGUUGAUGGUCCCCCCUUUGACUUCCAUAGUAUUUGUUUUUCCUACUAUGGAAGUCAGUGGGUACCGUCAGCUGUGUAGUUAACAUCAAUUAUCAAAAUAUCCUCUCUUGUAUGCAACAGAAUAAAGAAACUCCUACAGAACCAUUUAAUGUCAGUUUGCAGGUCUUGGAGAUAAAGUAUGUCUCAAAGAUGCACAAAAGGAUGUCUGGCAUACAAACAACCAUGUUUGUUCUAUCUAUUAUUUUGCAGUUCUUUCAUUGAUUCACUAGUUUCAAUUAAGUGACAUUAUUUUAUUUCAGGUAUCUGUUAUGUUGUUCACUUAAAAGUGAGGUCAAAGGGAUUUUGUUAUGUUUUUGUUUUUAUGUUCCCCACAAUUACAAAUCAGUAUUACUAAUGUACUAUUAGUAUAAAUAUUAACUUAUCUCAUACAUAUUGGGGUAGUUUCCUAGACAGGGUUAAGAUUAAUCCAGGACUAGGCCUUAGUUAUAUUUGGAAAUUUGAAGGGAGAGUUCACCCAAAAAUGAAAAUUAUGUCAUAAUUUUGUUAUAAACCUGUAUGAGUUUCUUUUGACACA
Paramisgurnus dabryanus is the source of this 3560-nucleotide messenger RNA. Lineage: Eukaryota; Metazoa; Chordata; Actinopteri; Cypriniformes; Cobitidae. The record is from RefSeq and is a predicted model, not a curated record.